AUAUGGGCAAUUUAUAUCUUCAUCGUAACCGGUUUCUGGACUACUAGUUCCCCAAAAAAAACAUACAGUAACUUCUUUUGGCGCACAAAUCCAUAAUUUUCCAUUUUCCACCACCAUUUCAACUAACACCUCCCCUUCCAAAAAUGCUCCGAUUAAACCGCCAUUAAAACCGCCAUUAAAACCACCAUUAAAUCCGCCAUUAAAACCACCAUGUCAACCUCCAAAACUCUAACUCUAAAUUCCUCCGAACUCUUCCUUCAAUCGGAAAACCCUCUUCCAUCAUCUCUUCCUCAAUUUCCCGCCAAUUUCCCACCCUCAAAACUCAUUCCCAAAACCCGCUUCAUCGUCGAUGGCUUCCGAAACUCCGGCGAGUUUUCUCUCUCCUACUUCCUCUCACACUUCCACUCCGAUCACUACACCGGACUCACUUCAACUUGGUCUCGCGGCAUCGUCUUUUGCUCGGAAACCACCGCUCGUCUCGUCGUUAAAGUUCUCGGUGUUUCGGCGUCGCUUGUUGUUGGUUUACCGAUUGACGAUACUGUGAUCAUCGAUGAUUGUGAGGUAACCCUAAUUGAUGCUAAUCAUUGUCCUGGUGCUGUUCAAUUUUUGUUUAAGGUUCCUGUUAAUGGUGGCAAAUUUGAGCGUUAUGUUCAUACUGGUGAUUUUAGGUUUUGUGAUGAUAUGAAACUGAUGCCUAAAUUGAGUGAAUUUGUUGGUUGUGAUGCUGUUUUUCUUGAUACGACGUAUUGUGACCCGAAAUUUGUGUUUCCUUUGCAAGAGGAAUCGAUUGAUUAUGUAGUUAGUGUGAUUGAUAGGAUUAGGAGUGAGAAUAGGGAUGAUGGGAAGAAUGUAUUGUUUCUUGUUGCGACUUAUGUAAUUGGAAAGGAGAGGAUUUUGUUGGAAAUUUCGCGUAGGUGUGGUUGUAAGAUACAUGUAGAUAGUAGGAAAAUGGGGAUUUUGCGCGCUUUAGGUUAUGAGGAUGAUGGGGUGUUUACGGAAGAUGAGUUAGCUAGUGAUGUUCAUGUUGUUGGGUGGAAUGUGUUGGGUGAGACUUGGCCGUAUUUUCGGCCUAAUUUUGUGAAGGUGAGUGAAAUUAUGGUUGAGAAGGAUUAUAAGAAGGUUGUGGGAUUUGUUCCUACUGGGUGGACUUAUGAAGUGAAGAGAAAUAAGUUUGCAGUUAGGACGAAAGAUUUGUUUGAGAUUCAUCUGGUUCCUUACAGUGAGCAUUCAAACUACAAUGAGCUUAGAGAAUAUGUGAGGUUUUUGAAGCCUAAGCGUGUACUUCCUACCGUUGGUUCUGAUGUUGAGAAUGUGGACAGUAAACAUGCUAUUAAAAUGCAGAAGCAUUUUGCAGGAUUGGUGGAUGAGAUGGCUAAUAAACAAGAGUUUUUGAUGGGUUUUUAUCAGGGAAAAGCAAAGGUCAAGGUGGAUGAUCCGUUGACCGAGUUGGACAAAGGUGUAGAACAUUUCAAAGAGGAGUUUGAUGUGUCCACAUUGAAUAACGAACAUAAAACUGACUUUGGUUCCACGUGUUCCGUAGUUCCUAUGGACGAUCCUGGUUCACAUAUUGUAGCCUCAUUGAGUGAUAAGGAAAAGGAGGAGAUCAUGCAAGAGCUUAGGGAUUGUUUGCCUACUUGGGUUUCUGUAGAUCAGAUGCUAGAACUUGUCAAAACAUAUGGAAGAAAUAUCGUUGAUGCAGUUUCUCAUUUUUAUGAACAUGAAACAGAUUUUCAUGAGCAGAUCGGAAAACCUUUCCCUUCAUCAUUGUCAAACUUAGAAAGUCAUUCCACAACAUUUAUUAAUCCUUGUUCUGUUGAUAACAGUUUGCAGACACUAGUGAAGUCACCUAAUCAAAAGGCCAAGUUUCUUCCAUUGAAGCAGUCAGUUGCAAGCAGUGUUUCUCCUGGAAAAAGAAAGAAAAAUUCUGAAAAUAAGAAGAGUAAGAAAGGGAAAAUUAACUCAAAUCUUGAUUCUGGUGGCAUAAAACAAUCUACAAUAACCAAGUUUUUUAGUAAAAAUAGCAGUGUUUGUCCGGGAAGCAUUGCUGGUCCCCUGUCUGGGACAAGUACCGAAGACACGAAUUUAUCUUCUGAACAUUCAGCUGUAUGUUAUAAGGAAGAGCUGGCACAAUUUAUUCAGAUCAUUGAUGGUAGCGAAUCAAUGAAAAACUAUGCUGCUGAGCUGUUACAAAAGGCUGAAGGAAAUGUUGGCUUGGCACUAGACAUGUAUUACAGUAAUUCUGAAGCUCACGUUGGUGGUAAUCAGAAAAGUAUAGAUGUUAAUAGCAAAUUGCUACCCUGUGAAGUUCCGGAUGAGAGCCUCUCCUGCCAAGGGAAAGAAAGGUCUGAAACUGGCAACAAAAAUUUUCAACUGGCACAAGAUUUAUUGGUUGACAAUAUUGCUGUUAACUAUGUAUCACUGCCACCAGAGAAGUAUUCUCCAAUAGAACAUGCUUGCUGGAAGCAAGGUCAGCCUGCUCCAUAUUUACAUUUGGCACGGACUUUUGAUAUUGUUGAAGGUGAAAAGGGAAAAAUUAAAGCUACCUCUAUGCUUUCCAAUAUGUUUAGAAGUUUGCUGGCUUUGUCUCCAGAGGAUGUCCUACCUGCUAUUUAUCUCUGCACUGAUAAGAUUGCGGCUGAACAUGAGAAUAUGGAAUUAAACAUCGGUGGGAGUUUGGUCGCAUCUGCUCUUGAAGAGGCAUGUGGAACCAAUAGAGCUAAGAUUAGAGAAAGGUACAACAAUCUUGGUGAUCUUGGUGAUGUUGCACAAGAGUGUCGGCAAUCACAGUCACUACUUCUUCCUCCUUCACCCCUUUUGAUACGUGAAGUAUAUUCCAUACUACGGAAAAUUAGCGUACAGACAGGCAGUGGAAGCAUGGGUAGGAGAAAAGGCCUAAUUGUAAGUAUGAUGCGAUCUUGCAGAGAGAAGGAAAUGAAGUUUCUUGUCAGAACCUUGGUUAAGAACCUUAGAAUUGGAGCCAUGAUGAGAACAGUUCUUCCUGCAUUGGCUCAAGCAGUUACUUUGAACUUUUAUGAUGGGGCAGGAAAAAAUCAAAAAGAACUGCUUCAGGGCCUUUCUGCUGCUGUUGUUGAAGCUUAUAAUAUUCUUCCAGACUUGAAUAUAUUGGUGCCUUCUCUUAUGAGCAAAGGCCUAAAGUUUUCGACCACUGCGCUGGCUAUGGUACCAGGCAUUCCUAUCAGGCCCAUGCUUGCUAAAAUAACUAAUGGGGUUCCGCAAGCACUGAAGCUUUUCCAGAAUAAAGCUUUCACGUGUGAGUACAAGUAUGAUGGUCAACGUGCUCAAAUACACAAACUUGAUAAUGGUUCUGUGCGCAUCUUUUCAAGAAAGGGGGAUGAGACGACCUCAAAAUUCCCGGAUUUGGUGCACAUUAUUCAGGAUUUAUGUAAACCUUCUGCAAAGUCUUUUAUUAUAGAUGCGGAGGUGGUUGGAAUUGAUCGCACGAAUGAAAACAAGUUUAUAUCCUUUCAAGAACUAUCUUCCAGAAAGAGAGGGAGUAAAGCUUCCUCGGUUUCAUUGGAUAGAAUAAAGGUUGACAUCUGUGUCUAUGUGUUCGAUGUCAUGUUCGUCAAUGGACAGAAGCUGUUGCCUUGCCCACUCAGGCAAAGACGGCAGUGCAUGAACGAUCUUUUUAGAGGGGAAAAGCCUGGUUAUUUGGAAUACGCAAAGGAAUUAACUGUGGAAGCAGAUGAAGCUCGUCCAGGCUGUGAAGCCACAGUGAUAAAGAUUAAUGCUUUUCUUGAAGAUGCGUUCCAGUCUUCUUGUGAAGGAAUUAUUGUUAAAUCACUAGAUGCUGAUGCUGGCUACUUUGCUUCAAAGCGUGCUGAUACAUGGUUGAAGGUAAAGCGAGAUUAUAUGGACGGUAUGGGGGACUCCCUUGAUUUAGUUCCCAUUGGUGCUUGGCAUGGCAAUGGGAGAAAGGCAGGAUGGUAUAGUCCAUUUCUUAUGGCUUGUUACAAUCCUGAUACAGAGGAAUUUGAAAGUUUAUGCCGUGUUAUGACAGGAUUUACUGAUGCUUUUUACAAAGAGAUGAAAGAGUUUCUCUCUGGAGAUAAGAUCUUGAUCAAGAAGCCCUUGUAUUACCGAACAGAUGAAGUUCCCGAUAUGUGGUUUUCAGCUGAAAUGGUGUGGGAGAUAAGAGGUGCAGACCUCACUGUAUCACCUGUCCACAAGGCUGCAGUAGGAAUCGUUCAUCCUUCAAAAGGUAUUUCUAUGAGGUUUCCAAGAUUCAUCCGUACCCGCCCAGACAGACGACCAGAAGAUUGUAGUACCUCUACAGAUACUGCCGAAAUGUUUCAUUCUCAGACUCGGAAAAUGGAUGUAAGCGGUGUUCAUUAGACUUGGUCUUUAUAUAUGUACAUAAAUGUAGCAUGUACGGAGUAUUAGAUAUUUUCCUUUUGUCAGUUAGUUCAAUGUAAUUCCCCAUUUAACCUACGCAUAAAUUUUAUAGCCUCAUGCCUGUAUACUCGUAGAUGUAAAUUUUUAGUCUAGGUUUCAAAUAUGAUCUUUUAUUCAUCCGCA
Messenger RNA from Chenopodium quinoa (quinoa), 4539 nucleotides. Its product is annotated as DNA ligase 6-like. The coding region runs from base 211 to 4356 and encodes 1381 amino acids. The record is from RefSeq and is a predicted model, not a curated record. The transcript has 19 exons. Lineage: Eukaryota; Viridiplantae; Streptophyta; Magnoliopsida; Caryophyllales; Amaranthaceae. Gene Ontology annotation, biological process: DNA recombination; DNA biosynthetic process; DNA repair. Gene Ontology annotation, molecular function: ATP binding; DNA ligase (ATP) activity; DNA binding.